Molecule: messenger RNA, 1942 nt
Organism: Cladocopium goreaui
Lineage: Eukaryota; Dinophyceae; Suessiales; Symbiodiniaceae
Source: the annotation of a GenBank genome assembly
GCCAUGGCGACCCGACGCCGUGGACAUGCCGCGCUUGCGAGCCUUCUUUGCCAGCCGUGAGGCAAACCUUCCGAGCAAGUCGGAAGCAGACCUGCCUGAAAAGCCAACAUCUGCCCAUGCAGAUGUACAGGAUGAGGUGACUGAUGGAGGACACCAAGUGGCCAGCAAGGCUGCAGAUUCCGAGAGUGACUCGGGCGAUUCCUGGCCUCCCUUGGACGCAGGUGACGAAGCUCGAGAAGGUGACAGAGCGGAUCUGAACAGUGACUCGGGCGAUUCCUGGCCUCCCUUGGACGCAGGUGACGAAGCUCGAGAAGGUGACAGAGCGGAUCUGAACAGCUGCGAGAAGUUGGAGGCAGACCUGCCUGAGCUUGCGACAGAUGUUGCAGAUGUCGCAGAUGUCCCACUAAGUGAUGGAGGACACCAAGUGGCCAGCAAGGCUGCAGAUUCCGAGAGUGACUCCGGCGAAUCUUGGCCUCCCUUGGAUGCAGGCGAAGAAGCUCGAGAAAGUGACAGAGUGGAUCUCAACAGCUGCGAGAAGUUGGAGGUAGACCUGCCUGAGCUUGCGGCAGAUGUUGCAGAUGUCGCAGAUGUCGCAGAUGUCCCACUAAGUGACGGAGGACACCAAGUGGCCAGCAAGGCUGCAGAUUCCGAGAGUGACUCCGGCGAAUCUUGGCCUCCCUUGGAUGCAGGCGAAGAAGCUCGAGAAAGUGACAAAGCGGAUGUCAACAGGGAAGAAGCUCGAGCCAGCGACAGAGCGGAUGUCAACAGUGACUCUGAUGAAUCUUGGCCUCCCUUGGACGCCGUCAACCUGUCAGAGAUGUUGGAGACAGAUGUAGCUGAAGCGCCCACUGUGCCAGACGUAGCCGAAGCACCCACUGUGCCAGACGUUCAAGUCAGCGAUUUGCAAGGUGCCGAAGCACAAGAUGACGGCGCAGAUUCCAACAGUGACUCUGAUGAAUCUUGGCCUCCCUUGGACGCCGUCAACCAGUCAGAGAUGUUGGAGACAGAUGUAGCCGAAGCGCCCAUUGUGCCAGACGUAGCUGAAGCGCCCACUGUGCCAGACGUUCAAGUCAGCGAUUUGCAAGGUGCCGAAGCGCAAGAGGACGGCGCAGAUUCCAACAGUGAGUCGGGUGAUUCCUUGCCUCCCCUGGAGUUCAUACCGAAGUCCGAGCAGGAGAACGUGGAAGUUUUGGGUCCUGGAGACUUGGUGCAGCUGGUGGAUCUCCGGAUGACGGACCUCAACGGAGAGCAGGGCUACAUCCUACGACUCGUUCCAGGACACAAGGAGGAACGCGUCGAGGUCAAGAUGCUUAGCACCGGAAAGAUGCUCUCGGUGAAACGCUCCAACGUCCGCUCCGUGGCCGCGCAGCAGGAGCGCUCCCAGCGCUCCCAGCGCGCCGAGCGCACGCCGCGUUCGCGCUCUGAGCCGCGGCCGCUGCGGAGGGGCGAUGAGGUCGUGGUGCAAGGCUUGACCAAGGCGGUGGAGUACAACGGCCAGCGCGCCCUGGUCACCGAGAUCGUUUCGUCGGCUCCGGGCCGCGUCACGGUGGAACUGCUGCGCUCCGGGCGGCAGAUGUCGCUGCGCCGGGACAAGCUGCGGGUCAUGGUGGAGCUCUCGGAAUCGGAGGACGAGGACGACGAGGAUCUCGCGGAUUUGCCCCCGUUGCGCUGCAUCCGGCCGAAGAUGACUGCGGAGUCCAAGUUUCAGAUCGGACAGAAGGUUUGGUUGCACAUGAAGCAAAAGCCUGAAUACCACGGUCAACAGGUCUUUGUGCUGCCCUCGGAUCCGCUGAAAGGGACCGGGGUCAUGGCCACCGUCCAGCUGUCGAAUGGGAAGAGGAUCAUCACCAAGGAAAGUCAUCUGAAGGAAGAUCCUCCAGAGCCCCUAUCCAAAGGAUCCAAAGGAUCCAAAGUCAAGGGGCGGAAGAAAAGAGAGAUCUGA